Messenger RNA from Dictyostelium discoideum AX4, 2370 nucleotides. RefSeq names its product MCM family protein (gene mcm7). The transcript is spliced from 2 exons. NCBI's taxonomy places the organism in Eukaryota, Evosea, Eumycetozoa, Dictyosteliales, Dictyosteliaceae. The record is from RefSeq and is a predicted model, not a curated record. Bases 1 to 2370 code for a protein of 789 amino acids.
AUGGAAAACAAACCAUAUACUCCUUUUAAUAAUAACAAUAAUUUUAAAAAAAAAAAUAAUAACAACAAUAAUAAUAAAAAAACAUUUUUUAAAGAUAAUGAUGGGAAUAGCAAUAAUAUAACACUAUCAACAGGUUUGGAUUAUUUAUCAGAAAAAGAGAAAUGUAAAGAUUUUUUAAACUUUUUUAAAUGUACAGAUAAUGGUAAUAUUGGUGGUUUUGAAAAAUAUGUAGAAAUGAUGAAAGAGAUCACACAAAGGAAAAGAAAAAACUUUGAUAUAGAAUUAGAUGAUGUAUACAAUUUUAAUAGAGACCUUGUAUUUGUUGAGUCGAUUGAAAAUCAAACAUCAACCUAUCUUAGACUAUUUACCUAUGCAUUGGAUGAACUUAUACCACCACCAGAUUUAUCAAGUACAAGAUCAGCAAUGGGUUUUAAUAAUGAUGAUGGUUUCGAUAAGAACAAAGAAGAUCAAAAGUUUUAUCAAAAUUCUGAUAUGGUUUUAGACUUAUUGGCAUCUCAAAGAAUACAAAGAAAAAAGUUUUUACAAGAACAAAAUAGAUUAGAUCUCGAUAGUAAUGAAUUUGAUUUUCCUCAAGAAAUUAUUAGAAGAUUUGAAUUACAUUUUAUACCAAGAAAAGGGAAAUCAAUAAUACCAAUUAGAUUAAUAAGGAGUGAACUUAUUGGUAGAUUAGUAACAUUUAGUGGUGUAGUUACACGUGUUACAGAUGUUAAACCAUUGGUAGUUAUAUCAUUGUAUACAUGUGAUAUUUGUGGUGCAGAGAUCUUUCAAGAGAUUACUUCAAGGGAAUUUAUGCCAUUAUUUCAGUGUAAGAGUAAACAAUGUACAGAAGGUGGUAAACAAGCGGGUAAUCUUACCCUUCAAACUAGAGGUUCAAAGUUUGUAAAGUUUCAAGAGAUUAAAGUUCAAGAGAUAGCCAAUCAAGUACCGAUUGGUCAUACACCACGUUCCAUCAAAGUUUAUGUUCGUGGUGAACUAACUAGAAUGGCUUCACCUGGUGAUAUUGUUACAAUGUCUGGUAUAUUUUUACCAACACCCUACACUGGUCAUAAAGCUAUUAAAGCGGGUCUAUUAGCUGACACUUACAUUGAGGCCAUGCAAAUCCUUCAACACAAGAAAACUUAUGAACAAUUGGAUCUCACUGAGGAAAUGUUAAAGAAAAUUCAAGAUGAAUCACAAAAUGAAAAUAUUUAUGAUCGAUUGGCAAUGUCAUUGGCACCAGAGAUCUAUGGUCAUUUGGAUGUAAAGAAAGCAUUACUACUAAUGAUGGUCGGUGGUGAAUCAAAACAUAUGAAAGAUGGUAUGAACAUUAGAGGUGAUAUCAACAUUUGUUUAAUGGGUGAUCCUGGUAUCGCAAAGAGUCAACUAUUAAAACAUAUUGCAAAGGUUGCACCACGUGGUAUCUAUACCUCUGGUAAGGGUAGUUCUGGUGUUGGUUUAACCGCUGCAGUCAUUAGAGAUACCAUGACAGGUGAAUUUGUACUCGAAGGUGGUUCUUUGGUUUUAGCUGAUAUGGGUAUUUGUUGCAUUGACGAGUUUGAUAAGAUGGAGGAUAGUGAUCGUACAGCAAUUCAUGAAGUUAUGGAACAACAAACUAUCUCCAUCGCGAAGGCUGGUAUUACCACAACUCUAAACGCAAGAACUUCAAUUUUAGCAGCUGCAAAUCCUGCUUAUGGUCGUUAUAAUUUCGAUCGUUCACCAGAUGAAAACUUUAGAUUACCACAUUCUUUGUUAUCUCGUUUCGAUUUACUCUUUUUAAUGGUUGAUAAAGCAGAUAUGGAUAAUGAUCGUUUACUCUCUGAACAUGUAACCUAUGUACAUAUGCAUUCAAAACCACCUCAAUUAUCAUUUGAACCAUUCGAUUCAGAGUUUAUUCGUGCCUAUGUUUCACAAGCUCGUAAAAUUAUACCACCCGUACCAAAGGAUUUAACUAAUUACAUUGUCGACUCUUAUAUUACCCUUAGAAAACAAGAUAGUGAAACUAAAACCCCUUUCACCUAUACUACUGCUCGUACUCUAUUGGGUGUACUUCGUUUAUCUCAAGCUUUUGCAAGAUUGAAAUUCUCUCAACAAGUCUCUCAAGAGGACGUCGAAGAGUCUAUGCGUCUAAUGUUUGUCUCUAAACAAUCAAUUAGGUUUAAAAAUGAAAAAAAGACUCCUCAAAAUCCAAGUUCAAUUAUUUAUACACUCAUCAAAGAUCAUUGCGCUUUAAACCGUGUUAAAAAAGUUUCAAUUUUUGAUAUCCAACAAAAAGUUUUCUCUUCUGGUUUUACUCAACAACAUUUAGAUGAUUGUUUAAAUCUUUAUAAAAGUGUUUUAAAUUCAAAUUCAAAUUUUAUUUCUUUAAUUUAA